Molecule: messenger RNA, 801 nt
Organism: Penicillium atrosanguineum
Lineage: Eukaryota; Fungi; Ascomycota; Eurotiomycetes; Eurotiales; Aspergillaceae
Product: sulfotransferase family protein
Exons: 1
Coding region: 1-801 (266 amino acids)
Source: RefSeq, a predicted model, not a curated record
AUGCGCUUCCUUAGCGACAGCGUUGUCGUCGACCGGACCGAACCAAUGCCUGUACAAGUUCUCAGCGCCGGUCUCCCUCGUUGCGCAACAAGCUCUCUGCAAACUGCACUUGAGUCCCAACACAUCCGCCUGAAUCCCUGUAUGCACUUUGCAUACAUUGCACCACACGCCAACCGCGGGGACAUCCUCCUAGCUGCAUCACGAGAGAAUGAUACAGCCCGACGUCACAAGCUACUCCACAAACUGUUCGGUGGUUUCCAGGCAACGACCGAUUUCCCCGGCUCUAUGCUCAUGGAUGAUCUUAUGGACAUGUACCCGGACGCCAAGAUCAUACUAAACAAGCGGCCUGGCGGCGGCCACCAACGGGAGCAGUCAAUCAAGGUGCUCCUCUUUGCACGUUCACCGGUGUAUUCUGCUCUCUGUUUCUUAUGGAAGACAGAUCGAAAUCUGUGUGCGAUGUGGCACAGUAUUACGGAGCUCUGUCAGAGAAAGUUAGGUCUGACUACAUACGAAGUAUGGACGGCAAAGCAUUAUGAUGCGCAUAAUGCGUGGAUUCGCGCUGAAGCAGCUAAACGCGUGCGGAAGGUUUUGGAAUUUGAGCCUCGAGACGGAUGGGAGUCUUUGUGCACUUUUAUUGGCAAGGAGAGACCAGAAGACGAGCCUUUCCCUCACCGUAAUGAUGCUGCUGAGGUUCGAAUGAUCACACGAAUUCUAUAUGCUCGGGGUGCAAUCUCCUGGCUUGUUCUGGGUGGAAUGGUGUUUGGCGCAGUGAGCUGGCUUGUGAAGGGGCAGUUUUUCUAG